UCAGCUCAGGCAGGGAGAGAGUCAGGCAGAGAGGCAGAGAGAGAGAGAGAGAGAGAGAGAGUGAGAGAACAUGGCGUGCAGUGCUUCAGGUUGCGAAUCAAAUUGCUACAAAACCCAACAAGAAGAAGAUGAAGAUGUCAAAGACAACAACAAUUACAAAUCAAUUUCUACAAACACUAGAAACAACAACAGCAACAGUAAUUCGUGCCUCAAGUGCAAGGCCAAUCAACCCAUCUCUUCCAACACCGACGGCGGCGGCGACGAUGCGCGCUUCUGCGCCGAUUGCUUCCGCGGCAAUCUCUUCGGGAAGUUCAGGUUCGCUGUCACCUCCAACGCCAUGAUUUCUCCUACUGACAAUGUCCUCGUUGCCUUCUCCGGUGGCCCUUCUUCCAGGGUUGCUUUGCAGUUUGUACAUGAGAUGCAUAAUAGAGCACAGAAGAAUUUCGAUGCAAGUAGGGAUAGAUCGUUGCCAGUUUUUGGGGUUGGAGUUGCAUUUGUUGAUGAGAGUUCUGUUUAUUCUGUUCCGUCUGGUGAAGUAGAAAACGCAAUUGAAGAUAUUAGAUUGAUCGUGGAAGACCUAGCUCCACCAACAAAAGAACUGCAUGUUGUACCAAUUGAAAGUGUAUACUCUUCAGAUUCUGGUGAUGGAAGGGGUAGAUUAAAUCAGUUGUUAGAAGCUGUUCCAGAUGCUACUGGGAAAGAAGAUCUUCUGCUUCACAUGCGGAUGUUGGCAUUGCAAAAGGUUGCCUCUGAAAAGGGAUACAACAGACUUGUGCUCGGAUCAUGCAUAUCGAGGAUUGCUUGCCAUGUUAUUACAGCCACUGUCAAGGGCCAAGGAUAUUCUUUACCAGCUGAUAUACAAUAUGUUGACGCAAGGUGGGAGAUCCCAGUGUUACUUCCUCUUCGUGAUUGUCUUGCACGAGAGCUGACCAUGCUUUGCCGCCUUGAUGGUCUAAAAACUGUGGAGUUGAUAAGAAGUCCUAGUACUGGAAUAAACGGCUUGGUCUCAUCAUUCGUGACACUUUUGCAGGAAGAAAAUCCUUCUCGAGAGUGCACAAUUGUGAGAACUGCUGGAAAGCUUAUCCCAUUUCAUUUUAACGGAAUUCAAGAGAUAAAUGACUCUAAGGUUUCUUUGGAAACUCGAAGGCGUCUGAAGAGAUAUAACCUUAAACCUAAUGAAUCUUUUUCCUCAGAGUCAUUCUGCUUUAUCUGCAAUAGCCCACUCAGCCGAUCUGACUUGCUAAGUUUGAAGAAUUUUGAGGACCACAAAACAAGUUCUGUCUGCUGUUUAAGCUGCCAGUUUCAGAUACUUCCUGAAGACCCCUCAUCAAUAAAUCAAUUUUUUACUCUUUUUCCUCGGCAGCUGGCUGCUCGAGCAAAGCAUGACAAUCUUGACCAUUACAGUGUCCUCAGGGAACAAAUACAAGAUUGCUUGCUCUCAGAAGGUGAAGAUGAGACUUGAGCCGACUCGCCCAUGCCUGGGAUCCAUUUUUUAUGAAGGUAGUGAAAGAUUUGGUUCGUCAGAUUGUUUCUAAAGGAUAGUGGACUUGUGAUGCGAACAACAAUCACAGAACUGCAGGUAUCAAUUGACGAUGUUUGGUUGACAUCCGAGGCUGUUCUAAAUGUCCAACAGGCCAAUAAUUUAUGUUUGUCUUGAUGGCGUGCAUCAUAGGUUUGAAAUUCGAGCUUGGUUCAGUGAGAUUGUAUCGGGUUUGCGAAUUCUUCAGUUGUUUUUUUAUUGAUAACUAAAAACUGGGAAUGGCAUAGGCCUGUUUCAUCAACACUGUACGAGAAACACUCAAUUCUCUGAUAUUUUGGCAUUAGAAGAUUGACUAAAUUUUGUGCCAUUCAA
This is a messenger RNA of Pyrus x bretschneideri (Chinese white pear), 1852 nucleotides long. Its product is annotated as cytoplasmic tRNA 2-thiolation protein 2. Gene Ontology annotation, cellular component: cytosol. Gene Ontology annotation, molecular function: sulfurtransferase activity; tRNA binding. NCBI's taxonomy places the organism in Eukaryota, Viridiplantae, Streptophyta, Magnoliopsida, Rosales, Rosaceae. The transcript has 7 exons. The record is from RefSeq and is a predicted model, not a curated record. Gene Ontology annotation, biological process: tRNA wobble position uridine thiolation. The coding region runs from base 71 to 1462 and encodes 463 amino acids.